AUGACACCCAAUAUAUCACCUGUUUCGUUACUCAUUGUCGUUGGAAUAUGUUUAGCACAAGCAAGUUACUUGUCACCUGUAAAUGGAAAUGGUUUUUCUCUUAAUGGAAAUGGAAUACGCACAAAUGGCCAUGGAUAUACUAAUGAUGUUAAUGGCAAUGGUAAUGGUGCAUAUACAAAUGGUAAUGGCAUAAAUGGCAAUGGUGCACAUACAAAUGGCAAUGGCAGAAAUGGAAAUGGCAAUGGUGCAUUGUCUAAUGGAAAUGCAAAUGGCAACGGUAUGUAUUUUGGGAAUGGAGCCAUAAAUGGUAACGGUAAUGGAGUUUAUAGAAACGGGAAUGGGAGAGGUGCAUAUAUAAAGGGUAAUGGUAUAAAUGGGAACGGAGUAUAUACAAAUGGUAAUGGUAGAUAUGGAAAUGGCAAUGGUGCAUUUUCUAAUGGAAAUGGGGCUUAUGUAAAUGGAAAUGGCAACGGUGCAUAUUCCAAUGGUAACGGUGCAUAUACCAAUGGAAACGGGAAUGGAGCCUACAGAAAUGGUAAUGGGGUCACCGUGUACGCCAAUGGCAUUGUGGAUCCGUUCAGAGCUCUGGCUGAUGCCAUUGGCGGUGGAGGCGUGCCAGGUGUGGACUACCCCAUCCUGGCCUUCGUCCCCGACACCGGGUUCUCCUGCAACGGCCAACUUCCAGGAUAUUACGCUGAUACUUCGCCUGAGGCUGGAUGCCAGGUAUUCCACAUCUGUCAGGCAGGAGGCAGAAUCGACUCGUUCCUUUGUCCCAAUGGCACAGUUUUCAAUCAGCAACACUUUGUGUGCGAUUGGUGGUACAACUUUGACUGUUCCAAGGCUGAACAGUUCUACGGUUUGAAUGCUGAGAUUGGUAAUUUCAAUGGAAAUGGAUACACAAACGGCAAUGGUUAUAAUGGAUAUGCCAAUGGUAACGGAUACACUAACGGUAAUGGCAACGGCAUUGGUUACAACAACGGUCAUAGGAAUGGUAAUGGAUAUAACAACGGCAACGGAUAUACCAACGGUAAUGGCAACGGCAACGGUUACACCAACGGUAAUGGAUACACCAAUAGUAAUGGCAACGGUUACACCAAUGUAACGGCUACGGCAACGGAUACACCGACGGUAAUGGCAACAGUAAUGGAUACAAAAAUGGGAAUGGAUACAACGGUAGUGGGAACAGAAACGGUAAUGGUUACACCAAUGGCAAUGGUAACGGGAAUAGGUACAGCAACGGCAACGGUAAAAGAAACGGCAAUGGUAAUGGAAACGGGUUUAGCAACGGAAAUGGGUAUACAAAUGGCAAAAGAAAUGGAUACAGCAAUGGGAAUGGAUAUACUAAUGGCAAUGGUAAUGGGAACGGCUACACCAAUGGCAAAACCAAUGGAAAUGGUAGAGCGACGUAUGAGGGAGCUCUACCGUGACGAUACUUGUCUCCCUCUGCCCACCGAUGUCUUCCUUCAGCUGCUUCGUCUGUUUGUGGAGUUUAAUUCAUUUGCCUGUGAAGGUCGCUUCGACUCCCACAAGUUCGGUGUUGCAUUAGGUUUUCCUUUCUCUCCAUAUUUGUCAAACCUGUCCAUGGAGUACUUCGAGUAUGAGCUUCUCCCUUCUAUCUCCAUUCGUACUUCGGUCUGGCUGAGGUAUGUCGACAACGUCUUUGGCAUCUGGCCUCAUGACUCUGCCUUGUUCUCGGAUGGGAAACUUCUGCUAACAGUGGAACACAGGCCAUCAGAUGGGUAG
Penaeus indicus is the source of this 1743-nucleotide messenger RNA. RefSeq lists its product as uncharacterized. Gene Ontology annotation, molecular function: chitin binding. Gene Ontology annotation, cellular component: extracellular region. Lineage: Eukaryota; Metazoa; Arthropoda; Malacostraca; Decapoda; Penaeidae. The transcript has 6 exons. The record is from RefSeq and is a predicted model, not a curated record. Bases 1 to 1743 code for a protein of 580 amino acids.